Messenger RNA from Dufourea novaeangliae, 1087 nucleotides. It is a transcript of the gene Pdxk, whose product is annotated as pyridoxal kinase. NCBI's taxonomy places the organism in Eukaryota, Metazoa, Arthropoda, Insecta, Hymenoptera, Halictidae. The transcript has 7 exons. Gene Ontology annotation, molecular function: pyridoxal kinase activity. Gene Ontology annotation, biological process: pyridoxal 5'-phosphate salvage. The coding region runs from base 62 to 952 and encodes 296 amino acids. The record is from RefSeq and is a predicted model, not a curated record. Gene Ontology annotation, cellular component: cytosol.
AUAGUCCGCACCCUAUUUGAUACGUUUCUCCAUCGUGUUUGCUAAGUGUCAGCUGAUCGUCAUGUGCUCCGAAAAAACACCGCGAAUACUCUCGAUACAAAGUCACGUAGUGUCUGGUUAUGUAGGAAAUAAAAGUGCAACAUUUCCGUUACAGUUACUCGGUUUUGAGGUAGAUGCAAUUAAUUCUGUUCAACUAUCCAAUCAUACUAACUAUAAAGUCUUUAAGGGCCAAGUACUUAAUGAUAAAGACUUGGAGGAUUUAGUCGAUGGUUUAGCACAAAAUAACUUAGACAAUUACACUCAUUUACUCACUGGAUAUGUUGGUUCUGCUUCCUUCCUGAAAAGAAUCGCAGGAGUGGUUCGUGCUUUAAAGCAUAAAAAUCCUAAUCUCAUAUAUGUUUGUGAUCCUGUUAUGGGGGAUAAUGGGAGAAUGUAUGUUCCUGAACCACUUAAGGAAAUUUAUAAAACGGAGAUAGUGCCACUGGCAGAUAUUUUAACACCAAAUCAAUUUGAAUUAGAGUUGUUAAGUGGUAUUAAGAUCAGCACAAUGUCCGAUUUACAAACUGCUGUGAAAGAGUUACAUAAAGCUGGUCCAGAAACAGUAGCUAUUUCAUCAACAGAAAUCGAUGAUAAAUUGAUAGCAAUUUUCAGUGCAAUAAAAAAUAAUGCAUUAAUCAAAAUAGACAUUCCAAAGAUACCAAGUAAUUUUACAGGUUCUGGAGAUCUUUUUGCUGCCUUAUUUCUAGCUCACAUGUACUUGCAAGAUAAUAUGAAAGAUGCUAUCGAGAAGACCGUGAAUUCUUUACAUAGUGUCUUACUGAAAACUUACGAAUAUUCCCAAGUAUGCAAAGAUGAGGAUUCUCAGCCUGCAAGAAAAAUUGAAUUACGCUUAAUACAAAGCAAGAGUUGUAUUGAAAAUCCAGAAGCGCAUCUACUUGCUGAACCAUUUUAACCGUGAAUAUUUUAUUCAUUUGUACAUUCAUGUACAAUAUAGUUAAUACUGGUUAUUAUGUUAACUAAUUGUAAGGACCACUAUUAUUGUCUUCCAGUGAAAAAAAACUUUAUGUUUUAAUAAAGAAUUAAGUAU